Perca flavescens (yellow perch) is the source of this 5911-nucleotide messenger RNA. It is a transcript of the gene zdhhc5b, whose product is annotated as zinc finger DHHC-type palmitoyltransferase 5b. NCBI's taxonomy places the organism in Eukaryota, Metazoa, Chordata, Actinopteri, Perciformes, Percidae. The transcript has 12 exons. Gene Ontology annotation, biological process: protein palmitoylation. The coding region runs from base 1702 to 3858 and encodes 718 amino acids. Gene Ontology annotation, molecular function: palmitoyltransferase activity. The record is from RefSeq and is a predicted model, not a curated record.
UGUUGAAUAUAUCUGCAGUCUUCAGAGCUUUACAGUUCUUUUAAUAUCUUAUAGAGUCCAAAUAUUCAUUGACUUCACUUUCAAGCACAGGAAAGAAAGGUUUAGAGCCCCUGAACUUACAUUUAUGGAUGUGAUAUUUAGCAAGUAGAAAUAGCAAAUGAAUCUAUAUUGUCAUACAGGGGUUGUUUGAGCUGUUACUUGAGACCACACCUGCUCCGUCUGAUUGGCUGUUCAGCCCACCUGGGGGACGACGGACUAGUUCCGGGAUUCCGAAGUCGGCCUAUGCCUAGCAAGCGAGCUAACUAGUUUGCUAGCCGCUAAACUCAAGGAGGACCGUAACGACCCACACCCUACAGGCAAGACAGUCCCGAUGUUCGGGGCAUUCAACAGCUGACCCACAGAGCCAGUGGGUGAAAGAAGAAAGGGGGACAAAGAGAAAAAGACUAAAAUGCAUCAGACUACAUAACGCCACUGCUGCCCAUGGCUUUGUUUAAGAGAUGCAAAAUGGGAAAGGAGGUCUAUCUGCAGAGAAUUUGGAGAUGGGAGAGGUCUCUACACACAGACCUGGCCAAGUGCGGUGACACCUUGAUGACAUGCACAGGGCUUCUUUUUGGAAUGAGUUGAUUUUGUCCCCAUAUUGACACAAAGACUGAAAGCAGGAAUCUCACAAGAACCAGUGGACUCUGCAUGGCUAUUUGAGCAAUUUUUCUUGUAAAGGCAAGGCUAGACAGAAUUUCUUUUUUUUAAACCUUUUUUUUUUUUUUUUUUUUUUAUCAGCUUUUUGAAAAUUUCAGCAAUUCCAGCUGGACUUUUGUUGGAUGUUAAGCGGAAUCAUGCAACUGGUUUAAAAGUGAAUGUUUGUUUAGUUGUUUUCCCCUGCUGACUUAGUUUGAAACGCUGGAACUGUCCCUUCUGCCGCCAUCCUCAGUUUCUUCCACCCACCCAGUGCCUAAAUAAGCCUUCUCGGGACAAUCGCAGGAGUCGUCAGCAGCUGCUGCGCUCAAUCCUCUGCCUGUUCUCCUCUAUGUGCUUCUGCUCGUAGCCUAUUGGCUAUCUACCCACUACCUCUUUAAUUUUCUGCUCUUUUGUUUUUAUAUUAAUUUUCUCUGCGAGACAUAAUCAAAACUUAAGCACAUUGAAGAGCAUUAAUGUAAAAACUGAGUUUCAAGAGUGGAGAUAAAUCUAGAUUGUUCCGGUUUUAGUUGUGUGUGCGGGUGUCUGUGCUUUUGUGUUUGAACACAGAAGUCUUACAGUUGCACUGGUGCCAGGGAGCUGUAAGGUUAGAUUUAUUUAUAUUGUUGCACCAAAAACGGUUACAUUAAAGCCAUACAAAAAUAUUUAUGAAUUACCUACACAUAUUUUUGUAUCACGUUGCUCUUGUAUAGUUUUGCUUUAAUAAGCCUUUAUUAAGAUUAUACACCCAAAUUAAAUAUUUACAACAAGCUGUACACAUGCAAGUAAAGCUGUAUAAUGCUAUAUAAAGCAAUCCUUUGAUUUUGAGUGAUUAUAUUAGUGCCAGAAGACUUUUAGUGUUUGACUCCCACAUGUUUUCAGUUGCUGCUUUGCAUAGUUUUUUCUUUUCCAGUCUGUAGUCAUGGCCCCUCCUCCCAAACAAACAUUUAACCUAUAAAGCACCAUUUACAGUAGGUAGACCGUAGAUAUCUACCUCUCUCUGUCUCUUCUCCCCUCUCUCUGUCUCUGAUGCCGGGCUUCAGUGGUGGGGGGGUUGGGGGAGGAGUGGGUGUCCCUGCUUCUGCUCCUCCCCGUCCAUUUCGUCCCAGCCGGUAUGUCCCGGUGUCUUCAGCCACCACUUUCCUUGUCGGAUCCACCACUCUCUUCUUCUGCUUUACGUGCCCAUGGUUGUCAGAGUAUUUCUCCUCUGUCAUUCCCAUCUACACUGCUGUGAUCUUUCUCUUCACCCUUGCCAACUUCUGUAUGGCCACUUUCAUGGACCCUGGAGUCUUCCCGAGAGCUGAGGAGGAUGAGGACAAGGAAGAUGAUUUCCAUACAAGAUCUUCCACGUGGGGUGUUGCCUAUCAAUAUUUUCUUCUCUGUCAUAUCCUUGUAUAUAUUGUGCUUGCACAUUCUUGUCCUUUUGACCCUGUGCUCUCUCAGGAUUUUGACCAUCACUGCCCUUGGGUGAACAACUGCAUUGGUCGGAGGAAUUAUCGCUAUUUCUUCCUCUUCCUGCUAUCCCUUACCACCCACAUCAUUAACGUAUUUGGCUUUGGCUUGGUUUAUGUCCUGCACCACCGCCAGCAGCUGGACACGCCACAUGCUGCUGUAACUAUGGCCGUUAUGUGUGUGGCUGGUCUGUUUUUUGUGCCAGUUGCUGGCCUGACUGGAUUCCACAUGGUGUUGGUGGCCCGCGGUAGGACCACAAAUGAACAGGUGACAGGGAAGUUUCGGGGAGGUGUAAACCCUUUCACCAACGGCUGCAUAAGGAAUAUUUCUCAUGUGCUCUGCAGCUCCCAGGCCCCCAGAUACAUGGGCCGGUGGCGGAGCCCUCAGGCAGUGGAUGUACAGCCACCAUUUGUUAGACCGCCUCUCACUGAGGCCCAGCUAGAAGCCAAGGUCCUGGACAACGGCAUCCAGAAUGACCGACACAGCACCAGGUCCAAGAGCAGUCUAGAUCAGAUGGAGAGCCAGUCAGCUGAUGCAGAGCCUCCACCUCCUCCAAAGCCAGAGCUUCGUUACCCUGGCCUGCCCCGCGCUGACACGGAGGAGAGCAGCUUGUUGACUGAAGCUCCACAUACGCCGUCAAUGUACAAGUACCGACCAGCCUUCAACAGCCCAGGAAGGAACCACACUGCCCUCACACACCCCAACAAGAUGAUCCGUGGCGAGAGUCUUGACUCUCCCUCUCCCUCCAUCCUCCUGUCCAGCCAUCAGCCUAGCUACCGCUCGGAGCCGAGCAGCCUGGACGGAACCACAGUGGUAGGGGGAGGUGUAGGGGCGCGCAGAGGGGGAGGGGAGAGGGGUGAGGGCCCCGGAGGCCCUGGCGGGACUGCUGGGUUGAUGUCAGGGGGCAUGUCAGGUUACUCCCUGACUGGGCGCUCCUACACCUCCUACCCAUCCUCUCUAGUUCUGUCCACUGGUGGCUCCCACUCCUCCAGUCUGCGCUCAGCGCACCUGGCACAUAACCCGCUGGCCACGCUCCAAUCAGAGGGCACCACAGACACCAGCUACAAAAGCCUGGCCAAUCAAACGCCUCGGAAUGGCAGCCUGUCCUAUGACAGCCUUCUGACCCCAUCCGAGAGCCCAGAGUUUGAGUCAGCCGCUCAUGAGCUGUCGCCGCAGAAGCCUCGUGCUCCAUUUCCCUCAGGUCAGCCUGAGGUGGUGUCACCCAGUAGCCCGCUGCAGGGCUACACGUCGCCCUUCCUCUCAGCUCAGAUCGCCCAGCAGAGGGAGGGGCAGCUGCUCCAGGGCUCUGCCACUUUCUCCUCCCCCCACAGGGCCUACCUGCGUGCCGUCAGCCCGCCCCCUCCCUCCUCUGGGCAACCUGAGAUCCAGCACUUGCUCCAGCAUAACCAGGACUCCUCUUACCGAGCCCCUCGUAACCUUUCCUCCUUGUCCUCUUCCCCUGGGGCUCGCUCACUAGAGCCCCCUGUCUCCCCGCCACCUCGCGGCCUCUCCCUCGGCAAGUCCCAGUCUUACAUUGGGGAGGCAGGGUCUCAGCACAAGCCUCGGCCCGCAGGAGGAGGCGUUGUGCUGGGAGGGGGAGGAGCCGGAGGAGUGCAUCAGGCUCCACAAUCCACCUCUCGUCCAGUCUCGGCCAAUCACACCACAUCCAAACCAGGAGGCGGAGUGAAGAAGGUGACAGGCGUUGGAGGGACCACUUAUGAGAUUUCGGUUUGAGUGACAGACAUCCUUCACAGGUCUAUGACAAGGAGAGGGAAAAAUUCACUGAACUACUUCCACAUGUCUCUUUCCUGUGCUGGACCGGAUUCAUGACUGCAGCCUCCUGAAAAUUACUGUUUUCCGCUGCAAAGGACUAAAGGAGCAGGCCUGUCUGGUACUCACUUUGUUAUAUUUGUAACGCCACUGGCCACUCUUCUCUGCUAGCCUUUUCAGAUUUGAACAAAGAGUAAAAAGGAGACACUGGUUCAUUUUUCACAUGAUCAAGUCGUCUCCAUUUAGCCACUUUGUGAGCCAUAGACUGUUGUGACUAUCAUCAUGGCUGGGUACAGACAUGUCUAUAGAAAACGCAUAACUAUUCAAUGAUUUGCUGUUUUAUUUGGUACAUUAGCACACAGAGUAUUGACCACCCUGUCCAACACUUAAGGUAAGGAUGGCCUUUAUCCCGCGGAUUUGGAAUUUUAAGAAGACAGAUUUAGGACUGUUGACCAAUAGAAAUGUCUUCUCAACUGUCUGAACGGACCACACAACCCGAUAUCGAUAAGAGUAACGAAGAGAAGUGUCCAAUCUAUAAACACAGUAUAAUUUUAGUUUUAUAAAAUCUUUUUUUAAGUAUUGUUUUAUAUAAAUGUAUAAAAUCUUACAGAUUAUUAUUAUUAUUAUUAUUGGGUCAAUUAGUCAGGUAUUGAAAAUGACUAUGGAUGACGGUGGCAGAUGUACUGUGUGUAAUUAUUCAUGAAAGCGAUUUCAAAUCAGUUGCCUGUUUGUAUUUAAUGGCUGCAUCAGCCACUCAUGAGUUCUUGCUGGGAUUUUCAUCGUCCAAAGGGAAUGAUGGUCGUUGGACAGGUGGUGGACAGCUGAAGUUGCAAAUAAUUGAGCAAAAUUUUCUGAAAGCCACAAAGAAAUUGUGAAUUAUGAUUGCAGCACAAGCAUCUGUGUGGAAUGUAUGCUUGUAAUGUUUAUGCUAGAGACAUUAUGCAAAAUCUGUUAGUAGCUUUAAGAUCAUUGUAUGUCUUUUUGGUGUUUAUUUUUUUUUUCUUCUUUUCUGUGAUGUUUUGUCUCAGUCAAGAUGCUAGCAGAACCUUAAACCUUUAAAAGAUGCCCAGCCAAAUCGGGGCAGCGAGGGAAGAGCUUAUUUAUUUCACCAGACAAGACAACCUUGUAGUUUUUGGGCACAACUUCAAACCAGUCUCUACCAGUUUGUUCUUUCUUUUUUGAAAAAAGAAGUAUGAAUAUUUUUAAAAAAAAAAAAAAAAAACUUUAUAAAUGAAACUGUAAUUGCAGUAUACCACUGAAUAGAAUUUCAAGGAGGGACUGGUUUGCAAUUGGAGACGGUUUGUUUUUUCCUUGAGACCAUUCAUAGUGAAGUAUGCACAUAAAUUUUUUUUUCUAUCUGUUUAUAUUUUUUUAAAUUUUUCCGAGGAAAUAAAUGUAAGGCAGAUUAGAUUUUUUUUUUUUUUUUUUUUUAAAACUUCCGUAAAGGUACAUUUCAAUACAUUUUUUUCUCAACCAUGUUAGGAACGGAAUAAUUUGAGGGAGGGAUGUGUGUAUGGCAGUUUCAGGAUUGGGCAUUACAAUUAAAGUUUUAUUUUUUUUCUAUCAAGGCCUACAGUUGAGUGUUAGCAGUAGAAUUUCAAAGCUAGCUGAAUGUAGCACGUCUUUGGGGAAAAGUACACGCUUGAAGCACACAAGUAUCAUCGUUCAACCCAAGGGACCGUGUUACGAGUUUUCAACCCAAGUCUAUCUUCAGUGUGCAUGUGACUUUUGUUUGUCGUGCUGAAUGCUUCACUGGCGUGCAUACUUGUGAGAAUAUUGUCAAAAGCCCACAUGGUUGAUGUAACAAGAAAAGAAGCAUCAUUAAUAUAGAGAUAUAAGAGAACAUGUGUUACUUUUCUUCAUGCUCUGGCCAAGGAUGGUAGCCACUGAACAAUUUGAAAUGUGGGUACAGUAAAAGUAUACUUCUAUGUGAGAUAAAAUAUUGCUAUUGUGAGCUGUGAUGAAUGGAAAGGUUUCACACAAAUAUCUGAGUACAUUAAAGACAUUUCUAAAAUGG